Messenger RNA from Phoenix dactylifera (date palm), 2019 nucleotides. RefSeq names its product monogalactosyl diacylglycerol synthase 1 (gene MGD1). The record is from RefSeq and is a predicted model, not a curated record. Gene Ontology annotation, biological process: glycolipid biosynthetic process. Lineage: Eukaryota; Viridiplantae; Streptophyta; Magnoliopsida; Arecales; Arecaceae. Gene Ontology annotation, molecular function: hexosyltransferase activity.
UCCUUUCAUAACUCAUACACCAAAAACCCAUCACAAAACCUGUGGCUCGUCUUCCAUCCCCAAAUUCUCUGAUCCCAACGGCUAACCCCCACCCUUUUCAUUCUCUCCUCGCGAGACUCCCCUCAUGACUCCAUCGCGUUAAUUUCUGUUCCAAACUCUCUUUCUCGGCCCUUAAAACCCUAUAAACCCCAUGUCCUUUUCCUCGAAUCCAUGCCGCCCUCUUCGAUCGCCCAAGAGCCCUUCACCCUCCUCGACCUCCUCUCCCGCGUCCGAUGCCUCUCCUCCGACCCCAAAUCCCCCCCAUCCCCCUUUAUCCCCACCCAGCCCGCCCCAAUUCCCCUGAACUCCUACAUCGAUGGCUUCGUCCGCCCUCCUUUGGCCCCGAGGCGGAGCUACCGGGCGGCCGCCUCCUGUCGGCUCUCGAGUAGCUCUUUGAAGAUCCAUGGACUCUGGAGCGAAUUCAAUCGCUUUGUUCGAAUUCACUGCGACCGCCCCCCGAUAGGGUUCGCCUCCAUUGGGCUCGGGGUACCGCCUAAUGAUACCGCGGAGCCCCCUUUGGGGGAAGAGGGACCUGUUGUCGUGGAAGACGAUGGGGUGCCCGUUAAUGGCGUGGAGCUUGAGGCGCCCAAGAAAGUUUUGAUCUUGAUGAGCGAUACUGGCGGUGGCCACCGGGCUUCGGCCGAGGCCAUUAAGGCGGCUUUCAAUCAAGAAUUCGGUGACGAGUACCAGGUGUUUGUUACGGAUUUAUGGACCGACCACACACCUUGGCCUUUCAACCAAUUGCCCAGGAGCUACAAUUUCUUGGUAAAGCAUGGGACUUUGUGGAAAAUGACGUACUAUGGGAGCGUCCCACGGUUAGUGCAUCAACCCCAUUUUGCCGCAACUUCGACAUUCAUAGCUCGGGAAGUUGCAAAAGGACUGAUGAAAUACCAGCCAGAUAUUAUUAUCAGUGUACAUCCUCUGAUGCAGCACGUUCCUCUUAGAAUCCUCAGGGCAAAAGGUUUGCUAAAGAAGAUCGUAUUUACCACAGUUGUCACAGAUCUUAGCACUUGCCAUCCAACAUGGUUUCACAAGCUUGUAACGAGAUGUUAUUGCCCUUCUACUGAGGUGGCAAAGAGGGCAUUAAAAGCUGGACUGCAGCCUUCCCAGAUAAAGGUCUAUGGCCUUCCAGUGCGUCCUUCUUUUGUUAAACCAGUCCGACCAAAAGAUAUAUUGAGAAGAGAGUUAGGAAUGCAUGAGGAUUUACCUGCUGUUUUAUUGAUGGGAGGAGGGGAAGGCAUGGGUCCCAUUGAGGCUACUGCUCAGGCACUUGGAAAUACAUUAUAUGAUGAGAAUCUCGGACAACCCAUUGGUCAGAUCCUUGUCAUAUGUGGCCGGAAUAAAAGGCUUUACAACAGGUUGCAGUCAACUGAUUGGAAAGUUCCUGUUCAGGUAAAAGGUUUUGUUACUAAAAUGGAAGACUGCAUGGGUGCAUGCGACUGCAUUAUCACAAAGGCAGGACCAGGGACCAUUGCAGAAUCCAUGAUUCGCGGUCUUCCUAUUAUUUUAAAUGAUUACAUUGCAGGGCAGUUUGCCGGCCAAGUGAUUUUUCCCAACUUCACUAGAGGAUUAUUUACUGUCUACUUUGACAUCGGAGUUCAUUGUGGAAGUUACGGGAAAUGCAAAAUCACAUGCCUUUCUAGAGCAUCAGACUGCUGAAGUUGGCAAUGUUCCUUACGUAGUGGAAAAUGGAUGCGGGAAGUUCUCAAAGUCACCGAAAGAGAUAGCAAAGAUAGUUGCCGAGUGGUUUGGUCCAAGAUCCGAAGAACUCAAAGCCAUGUCACAGAAUUGCUUAAAACUAGCGCGACCAGAUGCUGUUUUUAAGAUUGUUCAUGAUCUUCAUGAGUUGGUCAGACAAAAAAAUCUUGUACCACAGUACUCAUGUGCAACUUGAGUUUAUGCGCCAAUGUUGAGAAUUGUUUAUUUUUUUAAUACAGUGGCUUUUCUACAAGCUUUUUAAUGAUAUUUCUUUUCUCUCUC